AUGGAAAAAUCUACGGUUGUCCGGGAAGCUUACGUCAACGGGAACCACUAUCAUUCCUUUUCUUCUUCCUCUGUAUCUCAAAGACAUGUCAGCUACAGCUGCGGUAUUUGUGGGUAUGAGUUGAACUUGAGCUCCUCUAAUCGAAACACCUCAACUAUUGGCUCUAAAUAUGGGAAAUCCAUAAAGCGAGGGAAAAUCUCUUUCUUCUUCAUCGAUGAGAGCAGAUUUACUCAGAUUGAUGAAUUCCAAUGCAUUCCCUUCUUUUCAAAAAACUUCUGGGGUUUGUUCCGCCGCCGAACUGCACUUCUUUGCCGUAAGUGCGGUAAUCAUAUUGGAAUUGCUUAUGAUGAUGAUGCCUCAGCUUAUCCACUUGUAGCUGAUGGUUCUGACUCUUCCUCAGUCAGUGAGGUUUCCAAACGUCGAAAAUAUGAUAUUAAAAUCCGUGCCUUGCAGCCUUCUUCUGCUGAGCAGUUUAGCACUCCACUUUACACCUCCUGA
Molecule: messenger RNA, 498 nt
Organism: Dovyalis caffra
Lineage: Eukaryota; Viridiplantae; Streptophyta; Magnoliopsida; Malpighiales; Salicaceae
Source: the annotation of a GenBank genome assembly